AUGUCUGCCAAGACAGCAGGGGUCACCACCAACGAUGUCACGCACUUCCUGUCCAUGGGGGCGGGGCCUGCAUCCCCUACCUCAGUUUUCUCCGCUUCAAGCCAGGCUGACUGGGCGGCUAAGAGGCUGGUGUGGGUUCCCUCGGAGAAGCACGGCUUUGAGGCGGCCAGCGUGCGGGAGGAGCGCGGGGAUGAGGUGGAGGUGGAGCUGACGGACAGCGGCCGGCGGGUGACGCUGUCCCGUGAGGAGGUGCAGCGUAUGAACCCGCCGCGCUUCAGCAAGGUGGAGGACAUGGCCGACCUCACCUGCCUCAAUGAGGCCUCCGUGCUACACAAUCUAAGGGAGAGAUACUACUCCGGCCUCAUCUAUACCUACUCGGGACUCUUCUGUGUGGUCAUCAACCCAUACAAGAACCUACCCAUCUACACCGAGUCCAUCGUGGAGAUGUACCGGGGCAAGAAGCGCCAUGAAAUGCCCCCGCACAUUUACGCCAUCUCCGAGGCUGCAUACCGAAGCAUGCUGCAAGAUAGAGAAGAUCAGUCCAUACUGUGCACGGGCGAGUCAGGAGCCGGGAAGACGGAGAACACCAAGAAGGUGAUCCAGUACCUGGCCCAUGUGGCGUCAUCGCAUAAGACGGGCACGCUUGGCAGAAGCAAGGACACGACGGAUAGCUCCAAAGUCUCCCAGAGGGCCGCUGCACUGCUCGGCAGGAGCGAACAGUAUGGGGAGCUAGAGAGGCAGCUUCUACAGGCCAAUCCCAUCCUGGAGGCUUUUGGCAACGCCAAGACCGUGAAAAAUGACAAUUCGUCUCGAUUCGGUAAAUUUAUCCGCAUCAAUUUUGACGUGGCCGGGUACAUCGUCGGAGCCAAUAUCGAGACCUAUCUCCUGGAGAAGUCCCGCGCCAUCCGACAGGCCAAGGACGAGAGGACCUUCCACAUCUUUUACCAGCUCCUCUGUGGUGCCUCAGAGAGCAUGAGAGCGGACCUGCUCCUGGGUGGUGCUGAUCAGUACCGCUUCCUGAGCGGUGGCUCAAUCCCAGUGCCGGGGCAGAGCGACGCCGAGAACUUCACGCAGACGAUGGAUUCCAUGACCAUCAUGGGCUUCACCAAAGAGGAGGCGCUGGCCAUGAUGAAGGUGAUCUCGGCUGUGCUGCAGUUCGGAAACGUCUCCUUCCACAAGGAGAAGAACUCGGAUCAGGCCUCCAUGCCGGACGACACGGCGGCCCAGAAGCUGUGCCACCUGCUGGGCAUCAGUGUGCUGGAGUUCACGCGUGCCAUCCUCACGCCCCGCAUCAAAGUGGGCAGGGAGUAUGUGCAGAAAGCACAGACCAAGGAGCAGGCCGAUUUCGCCGUGGAGGCUCUGGCCAAAGCCACGUAUGAGCGCCUCUUCCGCUGGCUGGUCCACCGGAUCAACCGAGCCCUGGACCGCCGGCAGAGACAGGGCGCAUCCUUCAUCGGUAUCCUGGACAUCGCUGGGUUCGAGAUCUUUCAGCUGAACUCGUUCGAGCAGCUGUGCAUAAACUACACCAACGAGAAGCUCCAGCAGCUCUUCAACCACACCAUGUUCGUGCUGGAGCAGGAGGAGUACCAGAGGGAGGGCAUCGAGUGGAACUUCAUCGACUUUGGCUUGGACCUACAGCCCUGCAUUGACCUCAUAGAACGGCCUGCUCACCCUCCAGGGGUGUUGGCUCUGCUGGACGAGGAGUGCUGGUUCCCGCGGGCCACGGACCGCUCCUUUGUGGACAAGCUGUCUGGGGAGCAGGGCUCACACCCCAAAUUCCACCGGCCUCGGCAGCUGAGACAAGAAGCUGACUUCUCCAUCAUCCACUAUGCUGGGAGGGUGGACUACAAAGCAGAUGAGUGGCUUGUGAAGAACAUGGACCCUUUGAAUGACAACGUAGCUUCACUUCUCCAUCAGUCCUCUGAUCACUUCAUCUCUGAGCUGUGGCGUGAAGAUAUUCAGACUCUUCCUCGUGUUUACUUUUUCGAUUCCUACGCCACUCUGCAGACCAAUGGCUCUGACAUGGAGAGGAUCGUGGGCCUGGACCAGGUCUCAUCCGGGGGCCUGGGUGAAGGGGCCGGGGGAGUGGCCUUCGGGGCAGCAGGCCUGAAGACCAAGAAGGGCAUGUUUAGGACAGUGGGGCAGCUCUAUAAGGAGUCGCUGACAAAGCUGAUGGCAACGCUGAGGAACACCAACCCAAACUUCCUGCGCUGCAUCAUCCCCAACCAUGAGAAAAGGGCGGGAAAGCUGACCCCCCACCUGGUUCUGGAUCAGCUCCGGUGUAACGGGGUUCUGGAGGGCAUCCGCAUCUGCAGACAGGGCUUUCCGAACCGCAUCCCCUUCCAGGAAUUCAGACAGAGGUAUGAGAUUCUGACUCCCAACGCCAUCCCGCGCACCUUCAUGGACGGCAAGCAGGCCUGUGAGCUCAUGAUCAGUGCCCUGGAACUGGACCAGAACCUUUUCAGGGUGGGUCAAAGCAAGGUGUUCUUCAGAGCUGGGGUUCUGGCCCACCUAGAGGAAGAGCGGGAUCUGAAGAUCACAGACACCAUCAUCCGCUUCCAGAGCGUGGCCAGGGGCUACCUGGCGAGGAGGGCGUUCCUAAAGAAGCAGCAGCAGCUCAGUGCCCUGAGGGUCAUGCAGAGAAACUGUGCUGCCUACCUGAAGCUGAGGAACUGGCAGUGGUGGCGGCUCUUCACCAAGGUGAAACCCCUCCUGCAGGUUACACGCCAAGAUGAGGAGAUCCAGGCUAAGGAGGCCGAGCUUCAGAAGGCGAAGGACAAUCUGUCCAAAGUGGAGCAGGACUUUGGUGAUCUGGAGAGGAAACAUCAGCAGCUGAUUGAGGAGAAGGCGGUGCUCGCAGACCAGCUCCAGGCAGAGGCGGAGCUCUUUGCUGAGGCGGAGGAGAUGAGAGCGAGGUUGGCCAGUCGGAAACAGGAAUUGGAGGAAGUGCUGGGUGAACUUGAGGGCCGCUUGGAGGAGGAGGAGGAGAGGGGUGUACAGCUGACCAAUGAGAAGAAGCGGUUGCAGCAGAACAUUCAGGACCUGGAAGAGCAGCUGGAGGAGGAAGAGGCAGCCCGACAGCGCCUCCUGCUGGAGAAGGUAACACUGGAGACGAAGGUGAAGAGUCUGGAGGCGGAAACCCUGAACCUCAGUGAGCAGAGAGAUCGGCUUAACAAGGAGAAAAAGCAGCUUGAGGAGCGACUGAGCGAAGUGACAGACCAGCUGACAGAGGAGGAAGAGAAAGUGAAGAGUCUAAACAAACUAAAGAGCAAGCAGGAGGCGGUCAUUGCCGAUUUGGAGGAACGGCUCAAGCGGGAGGAGCAGGGCCGGAUGGAGCAGGAGAAGUGGAGGCGCAGGAUGGAGAAUGAGGCUGUGGAGGCGCAGGAGCAGUUAUCUGAGCUGGGUCUCCUGUCGGCUGAGCUGAGGGGGAGCCUGACCCAGCGGGAAAAGGAGAUCACUACCCUGCAGGGCCGGCUAGAGGAGGAGGGAGCCCGGCGGGCAGAGGCACAGAGAGCCCUGCGGGAAGCCAUGUCGCAGGUGUCAGAGCUCAAGGAAGAGGUGGAGAAUGAGCGGGGGAUGAGGGAGAGAGCGGAGAAACAGCGGCGCGACCUGGGAGAGGAGCUGGAGGCUCUGAGGACCGAGCUGGAGGAUACACUGGACACCACAGCCGCCCAGCAGGAGCUGAGGUCCCGCAGGGAGGCGGAGCUAGGGGAGCUACAGCGCUGCCUGGAGGAGGAGACGCGGCGUCACGAGGCCCAGCUGUCUGAGCUGCGCGUGCGCCACUGUGCGGCCAUCGACUCGCUGCAGGAACAACUGGAUAACAGCAAGAGGUCACGCCAGUCGCUGGAGAAGGCCAAGGCAGUUUUGGAGGAGGAGAGGAGCAGCCUGAGUGGGGAGCUGAAGACCCUGCAGGGCAGCAGGAUGGAGAGUGAGCGGGGCAGGAAGAGGGCAGAGGGCCAGCUGCAGGAGUUGAACGCCCGGCUGGCACAGAGUGAACGGGAACGGGAGGAGCGAGAGGAGCGGCUACACAAGUUGCAGUCUGAAAUAGAGUCGCUUUCCGCCUCUCUCUCCGCGUCUGAGUCCAAAUCCCUACGGCUCAGUAAGGAGGUCAGCAGCCUGGAGAGCCAGCUCCACGACGCCCAGGAGCUCCUGCAGGAUGAGACGCGGCAGAAACUGGCCCUGGGCUCACGGGUGCGAGGGCUGGAGGAGGAGCGGGCCGGGCUGAUGGAGAGAGUGGAGGAGGAAGAAGAGCGAGUGAAGGAGCUGAACAGGCAGAUCCAGACUCACACGCAGCAGCUGGCUGAGCUGCGUCGGCAGCUAGAUGAGGUGAACGCAGCGGCGGAGGCAGGUGAGGAAUGCCGGCGAAAGCUGCAGCGGGAGCUGGAGGGUGCAUGCCAGCGGGAGCGGACGCGCGAGGAGGAGAAGGACCGGGCGGAGCGGCAGCGGGAACGUCUCCGUGAGGAGAUUGAGGACAUGACUGUGGCCCUGCAACGCGAGAGGCAGAACUGCACUAUGCUGGAGAAGAGGCAGAAAAAGUUCGACCAGUGCCUGGCGGAUGAGAAAGCCGUCAGCGCCCGGUUGGCAGAGGAGCGGGACCGAGCGGAGGCAGAGAACCGCGAGAAGGAGACGCGCACCCUGUCCCUGUCCCGCGCCUUGCAGGAGGCCACUGAACAGAAGGAGGAGCUGGAACGUGUCAAUAAGCAGCUGAGGCUUGACAUGGAGCAGCUCGUAAAUGCACAGGACGACGUGGGCAAGAAUGUCCAUGAGCUAGAGCGGUCCCGUCGGAGCCUGGAAACGGAGGCGCAGUCCCUCCGAGUUCAGACCCAGGAGCUGGAGGAGGAGCUUGCCGAGGCAGAAAACUCGAGGCUGAGGCUGGAGGUCACACUGCAGGCCCUGAGGGCGCAGUUCGAGAGGGAGAUCAGCAGCAAGGAGGAGAAGGGUGAGGAGAAGAGGAGGGCACUAAGCAAGCAGGUCCGAGAGCUGGAGUCUCAGCUGGAAGAGGAGCGCAGCCAGAGAGCGCAGGCAGUAUCUGUGAAGAAGCAACUGGAGGCAGAGCUGCAGGAAGCAGAGGCACAGGUGGAGGCGGCCACUCGCGGCAGGGAGGAGGCGCAGAGGCAGCUGCGACGUUUGCAAACCCAGAUGAAGGAUGUGCUGCGAGAACUUGACGAGACCAAGCUGGCCCGUGAUGAGGUGGUCGCCCAAUCCAAGGACAGCGAGAAGCGGCUGCAGGCCCUGGAGGCGGAGCUACUGCAGCUAACGGAGGAACUGGCCAACGCAGAGAGAAUAAGGAGACAGGCUCAGCAGGAGCGGGACGAAAUGGCCGAUGAGAUACUCAACAGCUCCACUGGAAAAUCCGCACUGUGUGAUGAGAAGCGGAGGCUGGAAGCGAGGGUGACCCAGCUGGAGGAGGAGCUGGAGGAGGAGCAGAGCAAUGCGGAGAUGCUGGCGGAACGGCACAGGAAGACUGCCCUCCAGGUGGAGACCCUGACAGUGCAGCUUGCCGGGGAACGCACCCUGACGCAAAAGAGCGACAGCGCCCGGGAGCAGCUGGAGAGGCAGAACAAGGAGCUGAAAGUCCGACUGGGGGAGAUGGAGGGAGCCUUGCGAGGGAAACACCGACUCAGUGUCGCCGCCCUGGAGGCCAAGAUUGAUGCCAUGGAGGAACAGCUGGAGCAGGAGAGACAGGAGCGGACAGUUGCCAACAAGCUAGUGCGCAAGACUGAGAAGAAGUUGAAGGAGGUGCUGAUGCAGGUGGAGGAUGAGCGGAGACAUGCUGACCAGUACAAGGAGCAGCUGGAGAAGUCCAUGGGCCGUCUCCGGCAGCUGAAGAGGCAGCUGGAGGAGGUGGAGGAGGAGAACUCACGCACCAAUGCACAGCGACGCAAACUGCAACGGGAGCUGGAGGAGAUGACGGACAGCAGCCAGAGCAUGACCAGGGAGAUCUCAGCCCUGCGCAACCAGCUCAGCGCCACAGAGUGGAGAGAUGAGAAACGUGCUCCCCUCCCUCUCUCCCUGCGCGCUGCCCGUCGCCCACUGGUGGACGACCUCUCUCUAGAGAACUCCGAUUCUGAGGAGCCCCCCGCCUCCCCCUCACCAUCUACCGGCCUCCCGGCCACACCUACACCCUCUGAGCACAGCCUGGAGCCCCAGCUCCCGUAUGGCCUGACAGAGACGGAGUGAAGGGGGGGCGCUCCAUGGCCAAUGGACCGACCCAUCGACUCACUGACUUGAGGUGCCCCCCCCACGGCGUCGGUGCUGAGUGAGUGUGGGGGAGGAUCAGGCGAAGAACAAAUUCUCCAGGAGCAGACAGACAGAAGGAAGGACACAUUACUCACACUGACUGACUGGACAUUAAACAUCAGAAUGAAGAACUGCUGCAUAGAGAGAGAGAGAGAGAGAGAGACUAAGAACUUUUAUUUUGAAAGGGGGGAAAAAUAGAUCCCAGUAUACACUGGGAGGUCUAACCAAUUAGCAAAUCUCUUUUAGUAUAUCCUGCUUAAUGUGACAGUGUGUGUACCAUGAUGGUUAUUCAAAAUAAUUGUUUUUUUUUAUUUAAAAGCCAGGUUUGGUUGAGGCAUUUUGCAUGAGCUUGCAAAAACAAAGGUGACAGAAACAAAGGAAAAUAAUGAAGGACGGGUAACUUUAUAUGUAAAUGUUGAAAAAUCCCACUGAUUCUGCAAGUAAGAGAUGCACCCUUGCCGCCUGUGGUAAUAAUAUUAAUAUGCUCUGGUACUUUUUUAUGAAAUCCGCUUUGACUUGCUCGCAUUCUAAAAGCAGGGUACUGUAAGGUCACCACGUCAGAGGCGCUCACCCUGAUUGAGGUAGAUGUCCUUCUCCCAGGGUUUGCUGAGAGCGAGCAGGGAUGAGUCAGUGUAAAAUGUAACGUUUUGAGUGUUGACCUGAAUACAUUUUACCUGAAAGUAAACCUUUCUUAGAAUAACUACACUUUAAUGUGAGAAUCUCACCACUAGCAUAAAAAUGCAGCCUGGGUCCGCUGUCUUAUCUUCCACCAGGAAGUUUAUUUUUUUGCAAUAAUUAGUCUAGUAUUUUAAUCACAUUUCUUUCAAUGAUUGACUAUAUCUAAUGGUUUCUUACAAAAUGACUCAAUUAUAUAUAUUUAAUGAUUGGUCCAUGUACCUGGCAUUUGAAAAAUGACUGCAGUGUUUUGGAGGAAAAUGCCUAACCCUACAUAAUCUGGCUGAUGAGGCCUGAGGAUUACAGUGAAGACCAGCGUAAAACUGCAGUGUGUAGAUAGACUCAUGGUUUACAAGCUGAUCAGAAUUAAAAACACUUUCAUGAUGCACAUGUAGGUUGUUUUAAUGAGAUUUUAACAGGUGAAUUCCUUCUCUGUGUAGUGUCGUGCUUUGUGUCCAGGUGCUGACAUGAAGCUCUCUUAUGUGAUAGAUAAAAACAUGGAUCUAGGUAAACACACUUUGCUUACUUAGCACUUAUGUUACAUUGUUACUUGGAGCUAGAUAAACUGGCUUUCCUUACUUAGCACUUUUUGUUACACUGGUUCAGUUACAGUUAAAAUAUUAAUGUCACAGCUGAUGGUCUUUAUUUACAGGCUAGUAUGUUGUUUGCCUUCAUACAGUACAGGUGUUUCCACAGUCAUGGUGAUCUCACAUUUCACCUGCUCUUUAACCUUGAUUUUUGAUCAGAAACUCUAGGAAAGGGCUUUCGGGGUCUGAGCGCUUAGGAGAAUGGAGUCCUGUUUGAAAUGCAUAUUAAAGAAGAUCCGUACGAUAAUUGUACUGACCAAGCCGCUUGACAUAAAGUUGUAUGUUAAUAUAUUAGCGCUGGUUUUUCUGAAGGCCACACUACAGAAAAAACUGGAAGAUUUAAAAUAGUCUUAAUCCAGAAAAGGCGGGAAAUGAGAGCCUCCAUUUUUACUGCUGAUCUUUCUCAGUAUAUUCAUAUCAGAACCACCGGCAGCAUUUCAACAGCGGAAAUAUUGUACGAUGUCUAUUUUAGUGGUUGUGUAAAGUGUUUGUUAAUGGACGCUCAGUGUUUUCCAAAUGGAGCGAAUGUUUACGUUAUCAAAAUUUAGGAUAUAUGUAAUACAACCAAAUUUAGCAAGUAAUGAAAAGUAUUUCCAAGAAGUGGCGUGAAGGGUAAAAAUGUACUUCCUCUAGUAUCUGGAGGUUUUCGGCACGGACAUUUUUUUAGGACGCCUUUUCAUCUAAAGUGCCCUGCGUCGUAUUUCUGUAACUUUAUACAAGUGUUACAUGAGAAACCGAGGAGUGUUUGAAGCAGAUAUUUACUGUUUGAUGAAAUGUAUUAAUCAGGGUUUCAGCUGUUCUAAUAUGCAGUACAUAUAGCGAAGAAACUUACAAUGAAUCUUAAGAAAGGUUUCAGUAUAUUUUAAAAAAUUCUUAAUUAGCUCCCCAGUCAGAAUUUAAGUCCAAGGCAAAUGAUCAUAAUUCACCUGGCUUAAUUCAUUUGCAGAUCGUUUUCAUGGUUUCCAAUUCACCAUUUUUUUUACCCCACCCCACCCCCAAAUCCUUCUCCGUUGCAUUAUUUAUGUUGUACAGUAUAGAUCCUCCUUCUGUCACCGAUUGUAUAGACAGAGAGAGAGAGAGAGAGAGAGAGCCACCCCUCUACGUCUUUCACGUUGUAUUGCAAGCAUAACUGGGGUGUAGUCAGAACUUUUUAAAAAACCAGAUUAACCUCACACCCCCUCUAAGAAAUAGAGGGAAUAUCCUGGGGAUGUAUAUACCGUGCCCUUAUAUGACGGGCACGACUCAUUGCAACUUUGCAGUUAACUUAUCGUACAAGGAUGGUGCUUCGGUAUUAUUACCGUGAUUUAGGCUUACUUGGAAUGCUCUCAGCGUUUUACUUAUUCUGUGGCACUCUGUUUACUUUCUGCGUAAAAAAAAUUUGAGAGAGGGUUCAUGUGGACAAUAUUCAAUAAGUAUUCCUCUUUUAAUUCAUUUUACAAAUUGAAAUGUUUCUCCUGUGUACCUUAAUGAAUAUUUAUUUGAACUUGAACAACGACGCGGGCAUAACAUGAAAUAAUGUUUCUAGUAAAUGUGCACUUUAUAUUCCAGUAGAUGGCAACAAAAUCCAGCCGUUCACCCUCUCCGGCGUGUUUGGCUUUCAGCCGUGCUCUGCAAGUAAACUGUUUGUUUUAUGAAUUCAUAUGCUUACAAAUUCUCAUUUACGUCAUUAAACCCUCUGUCCUAAUAAAGCAUUUUUGAUUUCCAGAUACUUCUAUACUUCUGAUGUGCAUCAGAUAUUGUUUUAUGUUUUAUUAAACAUCAGUCUAAUUAA
Messenger RNA from Brienomyrus brachyistius, 9273 nucleotides. RefSeq names its product myosin, heavy chain 14, non-muscle (gene myh14). The coding region runs from base 1 to 6180 and encodes 2059 amino acids. The transcript is spliced from 44 exons. Gene Ontology annotation, cellular component: myosin complex. Lineage: Eukaryota; Metazoa; Chordata; Actinopteri; Osteoglossiformes; Mormyridae. Gene Ontology annotation, molecular function: cytoskeletal motor activity; actin filament binding; ATP binding. The record is from RefSeq and is a predicted model, not a curated record.